AUGCACACCCUCCAGGCGGCUGCAUCUUCGUCACUCAACCUUCCUGCGGGCAGUUACGUGUAUGCGCUUGCUGGAUCGCCUUCGUCUGCAGGCGGCUCCUUUGCGGCAAUCUCGUCAGAUGACUCCCUCCGGCUAUUCGACGGCCAAUCUUUGAAACUCGUAUCCGUUGCUGCGGCAAAGACGCAUGACCAGGGCGGUGUCACUUGCUUAAAAGAAUUCCGACAAGGUCCAACCGGAACUGCGCAGGGUUUGUUGGCAACUGCUGGGAGGGAUGGAGCUGUCAGACUGUGGGAUGUCAGGGCCGGACAUGGGUCAGGAAAGGCUGCUGUGGAGAUGAGAACUGCCAAAAAUGCCCCCAUAUUAUCUCUGGCCUGCCAUGCUGCAACCAAUACCGUUGUUGCUGGAACAGAGCUCGUGUCAUCGCAGGCAGCAGUUGUGUUUUGGGAUGUCAGAUCACCAAAGGAAAUCCGGCAUGAACUUCUCGAGAGCCACAAUGACGAUGUCACGGAGCUCCAAUUUCAUCCGACACGCGAUAAUGUCCUACUGUCGGGCAGCACGGAUGGCCUAGUCAACAUCUAUGACACAACGAUCACGGACGAAGACGAGGCACUUUUACAAGUCAUCAACCAUGGCUCGAUUCAUCGCGCGGGAUUCCUAUCGGAAAAGGCCGUCUACGCGCUCAGCCACGAUGAAGUAUUCGCGAUUCAUCCGAUGACGGAUCCGGACAGCAAAGAUGAUCCAAGCCCAAUUCAGUUCGGAGACUUGAGACAGCCUCUGAGCUAUGUCCCCGUGCUAAGUAUGGCAAGCAGUGAAAAGAGACUGGACCUUUUCCCGAUCGUCUCAAGUCCAAAGUGGCAAUUUGACCACAGCAACAUCUGGCGUCUCCCCGGAGCCCAUGGCGAGGAAGUCGUCCGGACGGUGUAUCUUGAUGAGCAGUCAAGGACGAUUUUCACUGGCGGAGAAGACGGCUUUGUUCGGGCUUGGAAGCCACAUGAGGCUGAAACCGAGGCGGAAGUGGGAGGCGACAAGGAGAAGCGCGACCAGCCCUCUGACAAACCGGGUCCAAGUUCCAAGGAGGAGAAGAAGAAGAAGCACAAGGAGAAACGGUACAAGCCGUAUUGA
Rasamsonia emersonii CBS 393.64 is the source of this 1122-nucleotide messenger RNA. RefSeq names its product WD domain protein. The record is from RefSeq and is a predicted model, not a curated record. The transcript has 6 exons. The coding region runs from base 1 to 1122 and encodes 373 amino acids. NCBI's taxonomy places the organism in Eukaryota, Fungi, Ascomycota, Eurotiomycetes, Eurotiales, Trichocomaceae. Gene Ontology annotation, molecular function: protein binding.